Molecule: messenger RNA, 3153 nt
Organism: Otolemur garnettii (small-eared galago)
Lineage: Eukaryota; Metazoa; Chordata; Mammalia; Primates; Galagidae
Gene: DUSP6
Product: dual specificity phosphatase 6
Exons: 3
Coding region: 828-1973 (381 amino acids)
Biological process (GO): positive regulation of apoptotic process; negative regulation of ERK1 and ERK2 cascade; regulation of heart growth
Cellular component (GO): cytosol; cytoplasm
Molecular function (GO): protein tyrosine/threonine phosphatase activity; MAP kinase tyrosine/serine/threonine phosphatase activity
Source: RefSeq, a predicted model, not a curated record
AGGGCUUUUGUGCAUGCUAAUUGCACCAUUUGUGCGCAAAAGUUCCGACGCAAAGUGUGAACUCUCAACAGAAGGAAACAUGAGACAACUGAAGUGCCCUGGUUUAUGUGCCCCGCUCCUCCUCCGCUGCCGCCGCCUCUUCUUUCUCCUUCCUCCCGCCGAGUCCGCUGUUGCAGCUUGUUUGCACUGGGGCUUAUCCGGAGCGGAAAUUCCUUUCCGUUUUUGUGAAUGACAAACUCAUUAACAAUUCAUCAACACAACCUGUUCCAGCCGGCCCGUCCCCACGGCAACAGCCCCUUCCGCAGCGCGUUCAUUGGCUGGCGGGGAGAAUGUAUCCAUUGAGACGCUCGCUGUUUGUAUCCAUUGAGGAGCUGCCUAGCGCAGGGGGUGUGCGAGGGCUGAGUCUAAGGGACAGUGAGCAAAUCGAGUCUUGAAUAAUCCGGGGAGAAAGACUCCCGGGUAGAUUUGAGGUGCAGCUUUAGAGGGAGGGAUUAGGAGCCGCUAGACUUUUUUUCCUCUUCUCUGGGUAGCACGGAGUCCGAAUUAAUUGGAUCUCAUUCACUGGGGAGGAACAAAACUGCCUGGGCAGCUUCAUUCAGAGAGAUUCAUUGACACUAAGAGCCAGCGGCUGCAGCCGGGUGCAGAGGAAACCGCCGGCUUUACUUCAGUCUCGCCUUCCCCAACCUCCAGCCUCGGCUUGGGUAAGGCGAGGCAGAACUAAACUCCGCUCCCGGAGCGAGAGCGGCGGCUUCGCGCGGUGCGCUCAGCCUAUGCCUGCCCCGAGGGGCGUCUGGUAGGCACCCGCCCUCUCCCGCAGCUCGACCCUCAUGAUAGAUACGCUCAGACCCGUGCCCUUCGCGUCCGAAAUGGCGAUUAGCAAGACGGUGGCGUGGCUCAACGAGCAGCUGGAGCUGGGCAACGAGCGGCUGCUGCUGAUGGACUGCCGGCCGCAGGAGCUGUAUGAGUCGUCGCACAUAGAGUCGGCCAUCAACGUGGCCAUCCCGGGCAUCAUGCUGCGGCGUCUGCAGAAGGGCAACCUGCCCGUGCGCGCGCUCUUCACGCGCGGCGAGGACCGGGACCGCUUCACCCGGCGCUGCGGCACCGACACGGUGGUGCUCUACGACGAGAGCAGCAGCGACUGGAACGAGAACACCGGCGGCGAGUCGGUGCUCGGGCUGCUGCUCAAGAAGCUCAAGGACGAGGGCUGCCGGGCGUUCUACCUGGAAGGUGGCUUCAGUAAGUUCCAAGCCGAGUUCGCCCUGCAUUGCGAGACCAACCUAGACGGCUCGUGCGGCAGCAGCUCCCCGCCGCUGCCAGUGCUGGGGCUCGGGGGCCUGCGGAUCAGCUCUGACUCCUCCUCGGACAUUGAGUCCGACCUCGACCGAGACCCCAAUAGUGCAACGGACUCGGACGGCAGCCCGCUGUCCAACAGCCAACCUUCCUUCCCGGUGGAGAUCUUGCCCUUCCUCUACUUGGGCUGUGCCAAGGACUCCACCAACUUGGACGUUCUGGAGGAGUUCGGCAUCAAGUACAUCUUGAAUGUCACCCCUAAUUUGCCGAAUCUCUUUGAGAAUGCGGGAGAGUUUAAAUACAAGCAAAUCCCUAUCUCGGAUCACUGGAGCCAAAACCUGUCCCAGUUUUUCCCUGAGGCCAUUUCAUUCAUAGAUGAAGCUCGGGGGAAAAACUGUGGUGUCUUGGUGCAUUGCUUGGCUGGCAUUAGCCGCUCAGUCACUGUGACCGUGGCUUACCUUAUGCAAAAGCUGAAUCUGUCAAUGAAUGAUGCCUAUGACAUUGUCAAGAUGAAGAAGUCGAACAUCUCCCCUAACUUCAACUUCAUGGGCCAGCUGCUGGACUUCGAGAGGACGCUGGGACUCAGCAGCCCUUGUGACAACCGGGUUCCAUCACAGCAGCUGUAUUUUACCACCCCCUCCAACCAGAAUGUCUACCAGGUGGACUCCCUCCAAUCCACGUGAAAGGCCCCACGCCCUUCCUCCCUAGGAUAUGUCCGUUUCUUCAGCAGUUUCUCUUGGCAGCAUCAGCUGGGCUACUUUCUUUAUCUGUGGCCCCAGGUGUCAAAAUGACACCAGCUGUCUGUAUUAGACAAGGUUACCAAGUGUGGAAUUGGUUAUUACAAAGAGAGAUUUGCUCCAUUCUCUUUGGAAGAACAGGACUUGCUGUAUAGAUACAGGCACUAGGCUUGCUCUGCACCCAUGUAUACAGCCUACCCAUGCAGGGACUGGGAUUCGAGGACUUCCAGAUAUAUAGGGUAGGACCAAAUGGUAGGGUAGGAGCAUGUGUUCUAUAGGGCCUUGUAUGGCUGUUUCCUUUUGAUUCUGGAACUGACGAUAUAUUGUCUUCAGUGAAGACUGAUUCAAUUUUGCAUAUAGAGGAGCCAAAGAGAGAUGUCAGCUCUGGAUUUUGUGGUAUCAGUUUAGAAGAAAAAUCUGAUACUCUAUUCGAUUAUUGUAAAUAUUUGAUCUUAAAUCACUUGACAGUGUUUGUUUGAAUUGUGCUUUGUUUUCUUCUUUGAUGGGUUUAAGAGAAAUUAUCCAAAGGGCGAAAGAGCAGUUUGCCACUUCUUAACACACAAAAAAAUGGAAAAUUUUGCUCUUUUCUAAUCCAAAGGGUAGACUUGCAGCAUGUUUGAUAUUACAAUUCUGAUGACAUCUUCAUGGACAUAGUUAUUACCAAGCCCUUGUUAUGGCGCAGUCUCUAGUCUCUUCCAUGUAUCUUCCUCAUGAUUUUUUCCUCUUAAUGUAGUUUGACUAUGCCUUACCUUUGUAAAUAUUUUGGCUUAUGUUGUCUCGAAGGGGGAUAUCUUGGAAAGACACCAAAUCAUGGGCUCACUUUUUUUUUUUUAAAACUUCAGCUGUGCUAAACAGUUUAUUACCUCUGUAUAAAAUUCUUCAGGGAGUGUCACCUCAAAUGCAAUACUUUGGGUUGGUUUCUUUCCUUUUUAAAGAAAAAUUUGUACAAAACUGGAAGUGUGUGUGUGAGCAUGGGUACCCAUUUGAUAGGUGAAAUGCAUACGAUUGUGAAGGAAGGAGAGUUAACAUUGCUCCAUUACGUUCGUGGUGUAAAGUUUUGAGCUGGAAUUUAUUAUAAGAAUGUAAAAUCUUAAGUUAUUAAUAAAUAACUAUUUUGGCUAUUGAA